GUAUCCUGGCCAGCAUAACGGUGUGUUACUGGGUUACGCUGGACAAAGUAGUAACCUACUUUUUGUUCUGGAUUUAAUCCCUCCUAGAAAUGUUACGUGCAGCGAGUACAUGGGGGUUGGAACAAGGACCAUGCUUGUAUUGGGAUGCCUUUCUUUGAGUAAUGUAAACUUCCUUUUAAUUGUCAUGCAUUUUUCUAGUAAAAGCUCUGCAAGUCUGCAAUAAAAAUGGCCUCCAAUAAAACUACAUUGCACAAAAUGGGAAAGAAACAGAAUGGCAAAGGUAAAAAAGUUGAAGAGGCUGAGCCUGAAGAAUUUGUUGUGGAGAAAGUCCUGGACAGACGUGUUGUGAAUGGAAAGGUGGAAUACUACUUGAAGUGGAAAGGAUUUACGGAUGCUGACAACACGUGGGAACCUGAAGAGAACUUGGAUUGUCCAGAGCUAAUCGAAGCUUUUCUGAACUCGCAGAAGGCUGGUAAAGAAAAAACAGAUGGUUCCAAAAGAAAAUCUUUGUCAGAUAGCGAAUCCGAUGAUAGUAAAUCAAAGAAAAAACGUGAUUCUGUUGAUAAACCAAGAGGGUUUGCAAGGGGGCUUGAUCCUGAGCGGAUAAUUGGGGCUACAGAUAGCAGUGGAGAGCUUAUGUUCCUCAUGAAAUGGAAAGACUCUGAUGAGGCAGAUCUGGUGCUGGCCAAAGAAGCCAACGUGAAGUGUCCUCAGAUCGUAAUCGCUUUUUAUGAAGAGCGACUAACUUGGCAUUCAUGCCCAGAAGAUGAAGCACAAUAAUUGUUUGCAUUGCUUUUUUAUAUAUAUGAAUAUUAAAACCCCAAAUUUGAUUUAUUAGCAAUGUGAGAAGCAUACAUUCUAACAAGAAUCAAAUUUGAUAUUUUUUUGAAGUAGUGUGUUUUGCAUCAACAGCCAGUAAAUAAAAGCUUUCUGCAACUUGUUUCAUUUAUCACAAGAGAGCAUUUGAUACUACUACUUCCUCCAUAUUAGGUAAAAGCUUUUAUAAAACAUUCAUAAACUUCCAUAGUUAUUACUGAAUCAUAAUGAAUGUCUAAACAACCUCACAGAUGUUUUGUAGUCUUCUAUACUAUUGAUGUGCAUGUAUCUUCUUUACCCCAACCUAGCCCUUUAAACCCGUAGAAUUAUUCUUUUUAGUAUUUGGUAUCACUUGGUUCCAGGAAGACCAGGUGGAAACUAACUUUGUAGUAAUUUGAAUGUUAUCAGACUGUAUAUUGUUUACUUUAUUGUAAAUACUGGUGAACAGUGGUCAAUAAAAUAGUUUUAUAUUCUUCCUUUA
Messenger RNA from Tinamus guttatus (white-throated tinamou), 1297 nucleotides. The record is from RefSeq and is a predicted model, not a curated record. NCBI's taxonomy places the organism in Eukaryota, Metazoa, Chordata, Aves, Tinamiformes, Tinamidae.